AUGUAUACGGCAGUUCUCUCGCCCGAAGACCGUGAAGUUCUGGCCUACCUUAUAUCAACCGCCUCUUACUCCGGUGACCGAAACCCUACCUCUCGCCUCAAUAAAACCAAACCUCACAAGAAAUCUCAUUUCGACAAUCACUCGCCUCUCUUCCACUGCGACUGUUUCAGCUGCUACACGAGUUACUGGGUCAGAUGGGACUCGUCGCCAAGUCGCCAGCAGAUUCAUGAAAUCAUAGACGCUUUCGAAGACAGCUUGGAGAAGAAGAAGCAGACGAGUAAGAAGAAGAACACAAGUGGAAAGAAAGAUCGGAGAAAGCGUUCAGGAAAAUCUUCAGCUCUCGCUAGUUCUAGCUUUGGUACGGAUGAUUCCGAGAUUCCGAGUCCACUCGGUGAGUCAAUUGCGAGUCCGUGUCCGUGUACGAGUUCGAGCGAGUUGGUUGAUGGUAGUGGUGGCUGCCACGGCGGCUUGGAAUCGACGGAAGAGUUUCGUACUGGAGAUGUUGGUGAAGAGGUGGAGGACGAGGAGGAGGAGGAGAAGGGGUCUGUCAGGAGAUUUGUGAGUUUCAUUGGUGAGAAAGUUUUUGGUGUUUGGGGAUAA
Messenger RNA from Thlaspi arvense, 600 nucleotides. NCBI's taxonomy places the organism in Eukaryota, Viridiplantae, Streptophyta, Magnoliopsida, Brassicales, Brassicaceae. The record is from the annotation of a GenBank genome assembly.